GCAGUCCACCUCUCAGGCGCCGGGGAGGAGUCGUCAGGCACUUUUUUAAGCCGCCUUUCUAAAAAGCAGUUGCUCGCCCUUCGAGGGCCCCCGAGGCUAGGCGAAGCUGCCGUACAACAUGGCGGCGCUCUGGGGAGGGCGCUUCCGGGUUGAGCCCUGGCUCCGUUGUACGGCGCGGGCUCUUUCGGCAGGGAAGAAUGAGUACGACCUCCUUGUUAUCGGAGGAGGCUCUGGUGGAUUGGCUUGUGCUAAAGAAGCUGCCCAGUUUGGAAAGAAGGUAGCUGUCCUAGACUAUGUGGAUCCUUCUCCGAGAGGAACCAAAUGGGGGCUUGGUGGGACGUGUGUGAACGUGGGUUGUAUUCCAAAGAAGUUGAUGCACCAAGCGGCUCUCCUGGGACAUUCGGUCCGAGAUGCCCAACAUUAUGGCUGGAACAUACCCCGUCAUAUCAGUCACGACUGGUCUGUGAUGGCCAAAGGAGUUCAAAACUACGUCAAAUCCUUGAAUUGGGGACACAGGUUACAGUUACAAGAUAAAAAGGUCAAAUACUUCAAUCUGAAAGGCAGCUUUGUGGAUGCACACACCAUCCGUGGGGUGGCAAAAGGAAACAAGGAGACCCUGCUCACCGCAGACCACGUAGUUCUUGCCACUGGUGGCAGACCAAGAUACCCCAGAGAGGUUGCAGGAGCUCAAGAAUUUGGGAUUACAAGUGACGACAUUUUCUGGCUUAAAAGAUCCCCUGGAAAAACGUUGGUUGUUGGCGCCAGCUAUGUUUCCCUCGAGUGUGGCGGCUUUCUCACCGGCCUUGGAUUGGAUGCUACCGUAAUGAUCAGGAGCAUCCCGCUUCGAGGAUUUGACCAGCAAAUGGCCAGUCUGGUGACGAGCCACAUGGAAGCGUCCGGCACACGGUUUCUAAAGAAAUGCAGCCCAACUAAGAUCAAGAAGCUGGACAACGGACGGCUACGGGUGACGUGGAAAUAUGGGGACUCCGGCAAAGAAAAAUCGGAUGAGUUUGAUACGGUGAUGUGGGCAGUAGGCCGCGCUCCAGACACUGCAGCCCUUAAACUGGAUCGUGUGGGUGUGAAAACCAAUCCGGAAACGGGGAAAAUUAUCGUCGAUUCAGCUGAAGUUACUUCGAUCCCCCAUAUCUUCGCAAUCGGGGACAUCACGGAGGGCCGCCCUGAACUAACGCCCACCGCAAUUGCUUCAGGGAAGUUGUUGGCUCGGCGGUUGUUCGGCCUUUCUUCCGAACUCAUGGAUUACGACAAUGUGCCUACAACAGUGUUCACCCCUCUAGAAUAUGGUAGCGUUGGCAUCUCAGAAGAAGACGCUGUCCACCGAUAUGGUCCAGAUAACAUAGAGGUAUACCAUGCAUUUUAUAAACCCUUGGAAUUUGUUGUGGCCGAAAGAGAUGCUACUCAGUGCUACAUAAAAAUGGUGUGCCUGCGCGAAAAAGAUCAGCAGAUCCUGGGCCUUCAUUUCAUUGGCCCAAAUGCUGGUGAAGUGAUCCAAGGCUUUGCUCUUGGAAUCAAAUGCGGCGCCACUUAUUCUCAAAUGAUGCAGACAGUUGGGAUUCACCCCACCUGUGCCGAAGAAGUGACUAAGUUGCACAUCACCAAGAGGUCAGGCUUGGAUCCGACCGUCACAGGCUGCUGAGGUUAAGCACCAUCCCUGGUCAACCAGGCUGGGCAGAAGCUUCCAGAAGGAAAGGAAGGAGCACAUCAACCUCUAGAGGUCCAUUGUUUCAAUUCUUUCAUUGGCCUUUUCACAACGCCUUUCACCCAACCCCCCAAAAUAAGACGCAGAGUCACCAGACCAACUCCUUUGAAAGCCUUCUUCAAACCGAUCCCAUUUCUGGAAUGGUCACCCAUGCUAUUUAUUGCAUCAUAUGAAGACACCUAGACGGAUGUGGAUGAGCUGGAACUGGUGCCAAAGUAGGGGUAGAUAGACACCAAAAAGAUCUGCUUCCUUUUCUGUGAAAUUCUGCCUUGUGCCUUCCAGGGAUGGUUUAUUUCCAACCACCACCUCAAGCAGCCUCGCGUCGAUGCCAAACACCCAACCAAACAUCGCAAGAGAUUUCCUGGAUGUGCAGAUAUUUGUGCAUCUGAGAAAUCCACGCAAAAUCACGGGACACCGGCCAAUGACGACUUGUGUAUAAAUCCACUCGCUGGAGUAGACAGGUCUGAUGCCUGCUGGUUCCUUAUUGAGCUGAAGGAAUUACGUUGGAAUUGAUGGCAGGCAAUUUAAUAGAAGGAUUAAAAAUAGCUUUCGGCUAAAUUUGUAGACGGUUGUGGUUGAUUUGGGGUAACUUUUCCUUUCCCCAAAAGUCAAAAGUAAACUGCAUUUUUUUUUCUCUUCCAGUUUUUUUUUUCCUUCUGUCUCUCCCAUGUAUGUUUAGUUUUUUUUUUUCCCCCAGUACUGUAGGGCAGCAAAAAGCUAAACCGUGGCUAUGAGAUUGGUCCUUUCAAUCUUGAUUUUAUUAUUAGCAUGUGUGUUUGCAAAUAUUGAGCAGAAACGUGCAGCUCCCAUGCCAGGGAAUUCUUGCUAAAGUUUUCGGCUAAAAGUUAACAUUUGGUGUUAGCUUAUUGUCCUGAAAGAUUAGCCUCCACCCUAAGGAAAUGCUGUAUCACAACCAAAUCGAGACCUAGUUUGGUCUAGUGGUUAAGGUGCCAGGCCAAAAGGCAGGAGGUUUUGAGUUCUAGUCCUGCCUUGGGCCUGAAAACUAGUUGGGUGACUUUGGACCAAUCACCAGGAGACAG
Molecule: messenger RNA, 2757 nt
Organism: Notechis scutatus (mainland tiger snake)
Lineage: Eukaryota; Metazoa; Chordata; Lepidosauria; Squamata; Elapidae
Gene: TXNRD2
Product: thioredoxin reductase 2
Biological process (GO): cellular response to oxidative stress; glutathione metabolic process; cell redox homeostasis
Cellular component (GO): mitochondrion; cytosol
Molecular function (GO): flavin adenine dinucleotide binding; thioredoxin-disulfide reductase (NADPH) activity; glutathione-disulfide reductase (NADPH) activity
Source: RefSeq, a predicted model, not a curated record